GCCUCCCGCCCGAGCGAGAAGAGACUCAAUAUGGCGGUUCUGCAGUGUUGAGGUUUCCGUCCUUCAGCUGUUAAGCCUUUUUCUGAACUCUCACCAUUCUUUCCUCUUUAUUUUUGCUUGUAUAUCGGCAACUCAAGCAUGUUCAUUUUAUCUUAAUUUGUAAUACAGCAUGUCAUUUAAUCGUAUCAGCACAAGGCAGACCACGUGACCUGUACUCUGAUCCCUCCAGGGGACCCUCACCACCACCAGGCGUACUGCCCACGUUGUUCCCCGCUCCUUCGCCGCCUUCCCCUCUGAUCUUUGGUGGGGUGAAUCAUUAGACUCUUGAUACAGGCUGAGCACGCUGUCUGCCACUGACUCAACAGCAAGGUCCGGAAGGCGAUCCGGUCAGAGCCAGUCGUGUGGGUAUUCGCCAGUGACUUCUGUGUGGAGUUUACAGAGUAGUUGCCCCAUGGCACGUGUUUUGUCUCUCUGCCGCUCUUUGCCUUUAUGUCGUCCUCUCGUUGUCCGGGGCAUGGCGCGUCGCAUGAUGUCGCUCGAAGAACGGGCUCGGGCCGUGUUCGCAGCUGCAGUCGAGGGAGUGCAGCCUGAUGCCGUGGUGCGCAAGAGACUGCAGCGUAGCGGAGACCAGCUCCUGGUGGAUGGUCACUGUUUCCCACUCCAACACAACCUUCAUCUAGUGGGCUUUGGCAAGGCCGUGCUGGGUAUGGCAGCUGAGGCAGAGAGGAUUGUGGGAGACCAUCUUGUUCAGGGCGUGGUCAGUGUGCCAUAUGGUAUUCAGGAGACGCUUCAAAAGCAUGGGAAAGGGCACAUGCUCCUGGAGCAGAACAGUCGUAUUGAGGUACUGGAGGGUGCAAAACACAACCUUCCUGAUGCCGAUGCCCAAAGGGCAGCAGAACGCAUACGUCAGAUUGCCAGCCAGCUAACCGAGACUGAUCUUCUACUGGUUCUCAUCUCGGGUGGAGGGUCAGCACUUCUCCCUUAUCCAGUACCACCCAUCUCGUUGGAGGAGAAGCAGGAAGUGACACGCAAAUUGGCAGCUGCUGGAGCCACAAUACAGGAGUUAAAUACGGUCCGCAGGGCUCUCUCUUUGCUCAAAGGAGGUGGCUUGGCGCAAAAUGCUAGUCCUGCUAAGGUGAUAGCCCUGAUUCUUUCUGAUGUGAUUGGAGAUCCUCUGGACCUUAUUGCUAGUGGGCCCACUGUGCAAUAUGAAGCUUCAACUCAAGGUGUCUGGACAGUCCUUGAGCGCUACAGAUUGUGUGACUCGCUGCCCAUGUCUGUAAGAGAGGUGUUGGGGCGAUCAAAACCACAAUGUGAAGAGAUGGGCAAGAUAGCUGAGCAGGAAAAGAACCGCGUGCACAACGUCGUAAUUGGCUCGAAUAGCAUUGCCCUUGAAGCCGCAGGACAAUGGGCACGACAGCUGGGGCUCCGCCCGGUUGUGCUAUCCCCUGGGGUGUGUGGAGAUGUGUGCAUGGUGGCCCAUCUCUAUGGCCUCCUGGCUCGUUUCGCAAGUGCCCCCAGUGACCCAUCUGUGGACUGGGCCCAACAGAUCCUACAGCUGGGGCCCAAGGUUGGUGUGGAGAGCUGGGACCUGUGCCGCACCAUGCGAGUGCUGGGCGAAGCACAUGAAGAGGGCUGGGGGGUCACCUGCGUCCUUGCAGGUGGUGAGCCCACAGUGCAACUGAUAGGGAAGGGACGGGGUGGGAGAAACCAAGAGCUGGCACUGCGGGUGGGGUUGGAACUAGGAGUAAAGCAACCCCUUCAAGACACUUUGUUCUUGAGCGGUGGGACGGAUGGACAGGAUGGACCCACAGACGCAGCAGGCGCAGUGACAGAUGGUGGUCUUGAAGAGGAAGCCCGACGACAGGGCCUUGACCCCAGCAGCUUUCUCUCCAACAACGACUCCUAUACCUUUUUUUCCAGGCUCUCUGCAGGCCGAUGCCUGCUCCUUCCUGGGCUCACAGGAACUAAUGUGAUGGACGUGCAUCUACUGCUCAUACCCACACAGCCACCCAACAACUGAUGACUGAAGGAGCAGUAAAGCUUUACUUUUUACAACAUGGAUAGAGAAGAGUCUUGUAACCCCAAUGAAACAUAGGAAUUGAGCAGGAGCUUGCCACAGAGUGAGGUGCUGAGUAAGAGUUUUAGAGGGGACUUUUGCAAAAGAUGCUGAAAGCACAUGUCUGGAUUUGUCAUCCUCCCACAGCGCCGCCACAGAAACAAAGGAUUAUGGAAGUUAAGGUGCAUUUCAUCGAAAUAACAUACUUUAUCCAGCUUUGUCUGAAAUUAAAGCCAAAGUCAACUUUGUCACUUCGACAAUAUGUUUAAAACGCACGUCGGAGUGAAAUAGCGUUUCUCCUGGUCCACAGUGUAACAUAGAGGACAAAAUAUGCUAUUGCUACUACAUUUACAUUUAUUUAGCAGAUGCUUUUCACUAAUACAUACUAUGUCAUGCUAUCAGCCCUCAUACCUUAUUCACCAAGGUGCUUUACACUUCUCGAUACCCUGCUAGAUACACUACUUACAAUGG
Molecule: messenger RNA, 2530 nt
Organism: Scleropages formosus (Asian bonytongue)
Lineage: Eukaryota; Metazoa; Chordata; Actinopteri; Osteoglossiformes; Osteoglossidae
Gene: glyctk
Product: glycerate kinase
Exons: 6
Coding region: 452-2023 (523 amino acids)
Biological process (GO): protein phosphorylation
Cellular component (GO): cytoplasm
Molecular function (GO): glycerate kinase activity
Source: RefSeq, a predicted model, not a curated record